Messenger RNA from Tetrahymena thermophila SB210, 1305 nucleotides. RefSeq names its product CAAX prenyl protease. Gene Ontology annotation, biological process: CAAX-box protein processing. Lineage: Eukaryota; Ciliophora; Oligohymenophorea; Hymenostomatida; Tetrahymenidae. Gene Ontology annotation, cellular component: endoplasmic reticulum membrane. The transcript has 10 exons. The record is from RefSeq and is a predicted model, not a curated record. Gene Ontology annotation, molecular function: metalloendopeptidase activity.
AUGGCUUUAGAGUAAAUAAAUAAUAUUGAAUAAGUGGAAAAAUAUCCCUUAGUCUAUAUAGCUAUAGGUAUUUAGAUAGUCUUUCACUUGAUUGAUUAGAUUCUUAACUACUUGCAACUCACCUAUUCAUAAAGAAGAGAUAGACCUAAAGAAAUUAAAUAAUUAGGGUUCACAGAAAGGGAAUUCGUUCUUUCCUAAGUUUACUCAUUUGACAAACUAGUUUUUGGAAGUAUUUCAAGCGCAUUUAGCUAAGGUAUUAAGAUAGUAUUUUUACUUGGCUAUUUAAAUCCUUUCAUUUGGAAUAAUGUCUCCAAAAUUCUCCCAUUUAUCGAUAAAGAGAGCGAAUUUCAAAAUGCCUAUGGAUUUUUACUUCUCCAAUCAUUAUUAGAUUAGGUAUUAGAAAUUCCUUUCAGUUAUUUCUAAACUUUCACAUUAGAGCAAAGAUAUGGAUUCAAUUAAACAACAUUGAAAAUAUUUAUCACUGAUAUCAUCAAAAAUAAUAUUAUCAGCUAAGUUAUUACAGUUGUUUUGCUCUUUGGUUAUCUUAAAGUAGUAGAAUAUGGUGGAAAAUAUUUCUAUUUUUAUGCUCUAAUUUUUGUUUUAAUUGUGAUAUUUUUGAUGAUGCUUAUUUAUCCUAACUUCAUUGCCCCACUUUUCAAUAAGUACGAAGAAUUACCUGAAGGAGAUCUUAGAAAUGGUAUUAACUAAUUGGCUGUACUCAAUAAUUUCCCUCUUACUAAAAUCUAUUCUGUUGAUGGUUCUACAAGAAGCUCACAUUCCAAUGCCUAUUUCUUCGGUUUUGGAAAAAAUAAAAGAAUUGUAUUAUUUGACACAUUAAUUAAGCAACUUAAUCAUUAAGAAAUAUAUGCCGUAUUAUGUCAUGAAAUUGGUCAUUGGAAGUAUUCCCAUACUUUUAAGCAUUUAGGUGCUCUCAUGGUUAGAGUCUUUGCUUUCUUCUAUUUAUUUUCUUUUGUCAUUUACAACGAUAGUUUCUACGCAAGCUUUGGUUACUCAUAGAAAUCAGUUUUUAUUGGAACUCAUUUGUUUUUUGAAUUUUUCGUACCUAUUAACACCUUGAUGAAUAUUUUCACUAUGACCAUGAGUAGAAAAUACGAAUUCUAGGCAGAUAAUUAUGCUUUCUAAAUGGGUUAUGCUAAAUAACUUUAUGCUGGUUUGAUAAAAAUGUUUAAAGAAAAUGCUGGUAACCUCCUUCCUCACCCUAUAUACUCCUGGUAUCACUACUCUCAUCCACCUCUUAAAGAGCGUUUGGAAUAAAUUGAUAAUCUUUUAAAGAAGUCAAAUUGA